Messenger RNA from Moneuplotes crassus, 648 nucleotides. The record is from the annotation of a GenBank genome assembly. NCBI's taxonomy places the organism in Eukaryota, Ciliophora, Spirotrichea, Euplotida, Euplotidae.
AAUGGAUUCAGGUAAAGAAGGAACUUGGAUAUUUUGAUAUGGGUCAAACCAUCCAGAACAGAUUUCAAGGAGGCUGGAAGUCCCAUUAGAAGACGUCCUUGCUAAUUGUAGAGCUUGUACAGCCAAAGGUUAUACAAGAGCAUUUAUGGGAAUCACUUCUCUUUGGAAUAAUACAUCUCCAUCAACUAUCAUAAAGGCUGAAUCUAAGGACUGUAAAGCCUUUGCCUACCUAAUGAGUGCUGAAGAGGUAGUCCAGAUGGACAAGUGGGAAGGAAUCCCUUUGUAUUAUACUAGAGAAGACAUUCUGCUGGAGGAUAAGCAAGGGGAGGUCUUCGCCGGCCAGGUUUAUUUGCAGGUUCCUCAGGAGGAAUUUGUGUACCCGGAUGAGGGGUACUUGCAAGCAUGCUCUAAGACCUCGAUGGCAUAUUAUUACCUACCCCCGGCAGAAGAGACUGGGAGCGUAGAUUACUACAAUGCUCAGUUUGAGAUUAUUAAUGGGUUCAAUGGGAAAAAUGAAGGUGAAUAUAUGGCGAAGAUUUUGUAUGAUGAACAUACAGAGAAAGUUAUAGAGAAUACUUUAAGUAAAGCUUUGGAAUAACCUGAUCUACUUUCUCUAAAAGUUUGCAUUAAUAUUAUGGUCGCAUUCAU